Diospyros lotus (date-plum) is the source of this 1297-nucleotide messenger RNA. RefSeq names its product anamorsin homolog. Gene Ontology annotation, molecular function: iron-sulfur cluster binding. Gene Ontology annotation, cellular component: cytoplasm. Bases 299 to 1117 code for a protein of 272 amino acids. Gene Ontology annotation, biological process: iron-sulfur cluster assembly. Lineage: Eukaryota; Viridiplantae; Streptophyta; Magnoliopsida; Ericales; Ebenaceae. The record is from RefSeq and is a predicted model, not a curated record. The transcript has 8 exons.
CGUCGUUUCCUCUGGCCGCCUCGAAGAACCACUCAACCCCGCCACGUUGACCACCGCCGACGCAGAGCCAACGGGCGAUCGCCACGUCAUCACUCCGUUCCUUUCCCCCCAUGCGCUGCCUUCACAGGCAAUCUCACCCCACCGACUCCUUUUAAUUUAAUUCCAAGCCCGCGGUUUCCGCACAUAGAAGAAAGCUAGAGAGAGAAAGAGAGGGAGAGAGAAGAGAGAGAAGAGAGUUGGGAUCUCGGCAAGUGUCGCUCACCGCUAGGGUUUCGUUGGUUCAUCCAUCUUCAUUGUUAUGGACUCUAAAAUGAAGCAGGACAGCGUGUUGGCUCUUACUGAUCUGGCAGUUCUGCCUAUUAGUGCUGUUUUAACUGCCAUCAAGCAUAUCAUGGACGGAGGAGUGGAGGAUAUUGAUCCUCUGAUCAUCACUCAAGCUUCAUUACUGAGCCAGUUGCCUGGGGAUUUAUCGUCUGUGGAUAUCAUCAUACUUUUCUGUAUGUCAUCUGAGUUUCCUGGUGAUCAGUUGUUUGGGGAAAUCUUACGUGUGUUGAAGCCUGGUGGAAUACUCCUACUAUAUAGGAGUUCUGAAUCUGCAGGAGGAGAAGAGAUAAUCUCUGCUUUUGAGCACAAGUUACUGGUGGCAGGGUUCGUAGAUGUACAGGUUUUCUCAGAUUCAGGAUUUGAAUUUGUGCAGACCCUGGGGAUAAAAGCCAAGAACCCAUCUUGGAAGAUUGGUUCGUCCUUCCCUCUGCAGAGGAAGCCCACAAAAAGCUUGCCUAGUGUCCAGAUCGAUGAUGAUAUGGAUCUGAUUGAUGAGGACAGCCUCCUGACUGAAGAGGAUCUGAAGAAACCCCAGUUGCCACCAAUUGGUGAUUGUGAAGUUGGAAAUACGAGGAAAGCCUGCAAAAAUUGCAUCUGUGGACGGGCAGAGAUGGAGGAGAAAGUCAAGCUAGAACCCACUAUGGACCAGCUGAACAAUCCCCAAUCCGCAUGUGGCAGUUGUGGACUAGGUGAUGCCUUUCGGUGCGGUACAUGCCCUUACAGGGGUCUCCCCCCAUUCAAACAUGGCGAGAAGGUCACUUUAUCUGGAAAUUUUCUUGCUGCUGAUAUAUAAGAGGAAUUGGACACGCCCUUGGCAUGCUAAUUCGGUUGAAGAUUCUGAUUUAGGUCGCAGUGUAGUCAAGAGAGUGAGAGAAAUGAAAGAGUCUGGGUUGGCUGGCCGGCCGGCCAUGUACAAUUUCAUACAGAUAGUUGUAAUGGAUGCAAUGAUAAUAAAAUGCUUUGCUUAGUUCAA